Necator americanus (New World hookworm) is the source of this 267-nucleotide messenger RNA. RefSeq lists its product as uncharacterized. The record is from RefSeq and is a predicted model, not a curated record. The transcript has a single exon. NCBI's taxonomy places the organism in Eukaryota, Metazoa, Nematoda, Chromadorea, Rhabditida, Ancylostomatidae. Bases 1 to 267 code for a protein of 88 amino acids.
AUGAGUGUCGAGGAAUGUAGUGAAGAAGGCUAUGAACACAACUAUUCUACGCUUACCUCUCGAACACCCACUAUUUUUCUUGCUUUUUGUGCUCCAAGACGUAUUAUAAGCGGCACGAACGUGUGUUCGCCUCCACCGAACGCUUCGUCAUGCUUCAUGAUGCUGAGAGUAUCUGGUUUCGCGCCUUUAGAAGAGAAGAGUCGAAGCUCUAUGUCAGUGUCAACGAUAGAAGAUCAGGAACGCAGUCGUAUGCACAAAGAAAAGUAA